GCAAUCAGCAUUGGACAUCAUCUCAUUGCUCCUCCUCAGUCACCUUUAAAAUCUACAGGAAACAGGCGAACACACAUUCAUUUACCUGCUGCUAAUAACGAGUAAAGAUGUUCUGCAGACGGGCAUGGCAGAGAGUCGGGCCGCUGGCACGGAGGGCUUUCAAACCAACACCCAGAAACGUUCCAGUGCGACACAUGGCCUUUGGGGUUCCUGGAGGCUCCACCAACGUGGCGUACUUUGUUCUGUGUGGAGGAGGCCUCACUGCUGCAGUAGUCUAUGCCUACAAGACGGUCAACGGUGAUACUGAGCGUUAUGAGGACAGACUGGCUAACAUGGGCUCUGCAGCAAAGGCUCCAGAAGAAGCAGCUCCCGCACCAGAAGCAGCAGCACCAGAAGUGUCGGCACCCGAACCUGCCGCAGUGGAAGAGGCUGCACCAGCCACCGAAGUUGUUGCUGAGUCUGUCCCCGCCCCUGCAGAACCCGUAGCGGAGACCGCUGCUGAACCCGUCGCCGAGGCCGUGGCUGAAGAAGCCCCUGCUGUGGUUGCAGAGGUUGUCGUUGCUGAGGCCGCAGCUGAGCCCGCAGCUGAGCCCGCAGCAGAGGUUGCAGCUGAGCCCGCAGCAGAGGUUGCAGCUGAGCCCACAGUUGUAGAAGAAGCUGCUGCACCUGUAGCCGUGGAGGAGGCCCCUGAAGCAGCUCCUGCCCCAGCAGAAGAAGCUCCAGUAGAAGUCGCUGCCGCAGAGGCCCCUGCAACAGAGAGUGCUGGUACGGCAGCAGUAGAUGAAGCCCCCCCUGCUCCCCCUGCUGAGGCAGAGACUGGCUCCGCAGCCCCUGAGGCUGAAGCCGCCCCUGCUGCAGAGGUGGCUGCAUAAAGCUACCAUAGCUGGCUAGUUUGCCCAGAAAGGAGGGCUGGGAGUUAGUUGUGCUGUCUCACCUCUCUGGGCCCAGGAAAAGGACUCAUGAACCCUCUUGUUAGAAACUGAAAAAGGCACUUAGUUUCCUGUUCCAAUUGGUAAACGAGUAGUUUGGGGUUCAUCAGUCCGGUUUUCUGAAGCCUACGCUCCCUUCCCUCAUCCCAACCGCAAGCCCUAAACCAGAACAUUUGGCAUUAGGCUGCCUGUAAAUUCAGUUCAGAAUUCAGUUUCUUUAGGGAUUUUACAACCAGAGCGAAUCCAAAUCAUGGUUUGCUGCUGCACAUUAAAUAAGUUUGAACUAGUCAAUGAAAGGAGCAGCACCAAGUUGAUGAUUGAUAUUCUCUGUAAAUGAAGUGCCCUUAAAACAGCAAAGCUCUGCAUUUUCUCCCUUAUGUAAAAAUGUCAAUGGAGAAAUGAAUGCAGCCAAUUUGAUUGUUGACGAUGUUCAAUCUCGUCUCUUUUAACAUAAUUUGCACUUGGUCUUUCUCUGCUCAACAUUUGCUCACUUUCAGCUUAUACAGCAUGGCUCUUUCUAUCAUAGGUUAGGACUGUUGUACAAAAUGUUGAGAUAAAACAAUGUCCGUGUGCGUCAUUCAGUUUUAACUGUCAGUUUGAAGUUUGACCAAAAUCCUAGAGGCGUCUCCUUUCCUGACGGAGGAUCUUGUCUAGUUUCCCUGACGCUGUAUGUUUUUUGCACAUCUCCUCGCAGAGCCAGACAGUUUUUUUUUCUUUCCUUGCACCUCAAAGUACUUCUUUCCAUAACCACUUCAUGGCAUACACAGCAGUCUGCACCUACUUCAUCAAACUGGUCCUUGUUUCAUUAUUACAAUUAUGCAGCCAUGUUUAAUAUUUUAUUUGUGUUGAACUCACUUCUGGUUGAUCUUUACUUCUUUAAAUGUAAAACUUUACUCUUUCAGGGAACUUUCAUUCACCUCUGUCUUCAAAGUUGUCAAUAUGAUAAACAGUUAAGUGUUCAAAGAAUAAAACAUCACUGGAUCGAUAUGA
Notolabrus celidotus (New Zealand spotty) is the source of this 1919-nucleotide messenger RNA. RefSeq names its product cytochrome c1-like. NCBI's taxonomy places the organism in Eukaryota, Metazoa, Chordata, Actinopteri, Labriformes, Labridae. Gene Ontology annotation, biological process: anterograde axonal transport. The record is from RefSeq and is a predicted model, not a curated record. The transcript has 4 exons. The coding region runs from base 108 to 872 and encodes 254 amino acids. Gene Ontology annotation, cellular component: mitochondrion.